Messenger RNA from Paramecium primaurelia, 225 nucleotides. The record is from the annotation of a GenBank genome assembly. Lineage: Eukaryota; Ciliophora; Oligohymenophorea; Peniculida; Parameciidae.
AUGUUUGCUCGUUUGAUAACAAGAAUAGCAAUGCCUGUUUUAAGAUGUUAGAGAAUUUAAUUUGGUCCAGCUUUGACAAUCUUGAACAAUAGAUUAAUAAUUCAUAAUCUAACUUAAAUUAGAAUUCCUGUAAUGGAUGAGUUAACAGAAUCUGAUUAAGACGAAGAAUUACAGUAAAUCUUAAUUAAUCAACUUAGGGAUAGCAUUAGUUUAACAUCUGCAUGA